Dovyalis caffra is the source of this 264-nucleotide messenger RNA. Lineage: Eukaryota; Viridiplantae; Streptophyta; Magnoliopsida; Malpighiales; Salicaceae. The record is from the annotation of a GenBank genome assembly.
AUGCUGAGAGAUACCACUCCUAGUGCUCAAGCUAUGACCUCAAAGAAGACUAACACUUCCACCAUUUUGGCAAACAACUCAUCAUCGGUUACAAUAGGUAGCAGCAGUGGCCGUGGUUCCUCAUCUUCUUCAAUAUCGUCAUCUAUUAAAGAUCUUUUCCGUUGCUUCGAAUCCUUUAGGACACUAAAUAUUGGUGUCCCAAAGAGCAACUCCACCGAAAAAAACUGGCAUGGUUGCGCUCUCAAAUUAUUGGUGAUGGUGUAG